Messenger RNA from Fusarium odoratissimum NRRL 54006, 1716 nucleotides. RefSeq names its product UDP-glucose 4-epimerase. The record is from RefSeq and is a predicted model, not a curated record. NCBI's taxonomy places the organism in Eukaryota, Fungi, Ascomycota, Sordariomycetes, Hypocreales, Nectriaceae. Gene Ontology annotation, biological process: beta-D-galactose catabolic process via UDP-galactose, Leloir pathway. Gene Ontology annotation, cellular component: cytosol. The transcript has 3 exons. Gene Ontology annotation, molecular function: UDP-glucose 4-epimerase activity. The coding region runs from base 532 to 1518 and encodes 328 amino acids.
UUCUCAAUCGUUCGACUCAUUCUCGUGAGAUCCGAUAUCGACAGUCUAGUCGUCCUUGAGACUUCAGCCUCAAGCCCCGAAUAAUCCUCCAUGAGGCAUGGACAUGUCAAGAUCCUUGGAGUCCCACCGCCAUUAAAUUAGCAGCGUCAAUCACAUCAGCACGAACCCCCUCCUUCUAAAUGAGCCCAAAAAAAAAGCUGCCCCGCCAUCCCCGACAUUUUCCCCCUACCAUUCAUUGACCUUUAACCCCGCCAUCCCUCAACGCAACCCGCCUCCUCGACUUCUUUUUGCUUUGUGCUUUUUCACCGCAAUCUUGAAUCGCUCAGUCAGAACAAAGAAAUCCACUGAAAAUGCCCGUUGGAACUGUUCUCGUCACCGGUGGUACCGGCUACAUCGGCUCUUUCACCUCGCUCGCCCUUCUUGAGCACGGUUACGAUGUCGUUAUCGUAGACUCCCUCUACAACUCCUCAGAGGUUGUCCUCGACCGCAUUGAGCUGAUCUGCGGCCGUCGACCUACCUUCUACAAGGUCGAUGUCACAGACGAGAAGGCCAUCGACGAGGUCUUUGCCAAGCACCCUGCCAUUGACAGCGUCAUUCACUUCGCUGCUCUCAAGGGAAGUCACAUGUCAACCGGAGCGAUCAUCCACGACUAACACCAUCCAGGCUGUCGGCGAGUCUGGCGAGAUCCCUCUCGAGUACUACCGUGUCAAUGUCGGCGGCAGUAUCUCUCUGCUCCGCUCCAUGGAGCGCAACAACGUCAACAACAUCGUCUUCUCCUCCUCCGCUACCGUCUACGGCGAUGCUACUCGUUUCCCCAACAUGAUUCCUAUUCCUGAGCACUGCCCCAUUGGACCUACCAACACAUAUGGCCGCACCAAGUCCAUGAUCGAGGACGUUAUUACCGACUUUAUUAACGCUCAGCGAAGCAACCUGGAGAAGGCCGGUAAGGAGUUCAAGCAAUGGAACGGUGCUCUGCUGCGAUACUUCAACCCUUGUGGUGCUCACCCCACUGGUAUCAUGGGUGAGGACCCCGCUGGUGUUCCUUACAACCUUCUUCCCCUCCUUGGAAAGGUUGCUACUGGUGAACGUGAGAAGCUCUUGGUAUUCGGCGAUGACUACUCCUCUCGCGACGGUACUGCCAUUCGAGACUACAUUCACGUUGUUGACCUUGCCCGCGGCCACCUUGUCGCUCUUAACUACCUGCGCGAGAACCAGCCCGGUGUCAAGGCAUGGAACCUGGGUUCCGGCCGUGGAAGCACUGUCUUUGAGAUCAUCAAGGCCUUCAGCAAGGUUGUUGGCCGCGAUCUCCCCUACGAGGUCCGCCCUCGACGACAAGGAGACGUUCUCGAUCUCACUGCCAACCCCACCCUCGCCAACAAGGAGCUCAACUGGAAGACCGAGCUCACCAUGGAGAAGGCGUGCGACGACCUCUGGAAAUGGGUCAGCAACAACCCCAAGGGUUACCGACAAGAUCCUCCCGCCGAGAUGGUUGAGGCUGUCAAGGCUUCCAAGGCUUAAAAAUAGAAAUAAUGAUGACCAAGGCCACCCUUGUGCGAGCAGGCCUCUCGCAUUUCAUGGACCGAGAUGAAAAAUUCUUAAAAGAUUCAUGUUUUUUGGUCAUGGUUGAACCAUCCAUAUAGCAUUAUAGACAGAUAGCGCAUUCAAAAUAAAAAUAAAAAGGCUAGACUUAAUCGAUUUUAAUGAGCAACUUUCCAA